AUGUCGGCCUCCCACCGCACUCUGCGUAUCCUGCGCCUGGCCUCUGGCAAGUCUGCCACUGCGAUGACGCGUGCUCUCCCUGCCGCCCAUCGCGUCUUUACCACCAGUUCUGUGGUCUCUAGGGCCAACACCGUGGAUGAUUCCAAGGUGCCCACCACGGUCUACACCACCGAGGGCAAGUUGCGAACCGCGAUCCCCGUCAGCCCCAAGGAGAGAGCUGGCCCUGCUGCCCCGCAGCCAAACGAGAUGGAGGACCUCACCACCCUCUCCGAUGAGAUUUACAAGAUGCUGCCUGCCACCCUCAAGGCACUGACCGUCAAGGGCAAGGUCAUCAUCAUCACUGGCGGUGCCCGAGGCCUGGGCAACUUCAUGGCCAGAGCCUGCGCUGAGGCCGGCGCCAAGGCGAUCGCCCUCUUUGACGCCAACCAAGAGCUGGGUGAUGCUUCUGCCGCAGAUCUGCACGACAAGACCGGACUCCCCGUCACAUUCUACAAGAUCGAUGUCCGCAACGAGGCGGCCAUCCAGGCAGCAGUGGAGUCUGUCAAGGGCUCCUACGGCACCCCUGAUGCCCUGAUCAAUGCGGCUGGGAUUGCUGAUAGCAACAUCCCCGCGGAGAUGUACGACGCCACCAUGUUUCGCCGCCUCAUCGACAUCAACCUCACUGGCUCGUUCCUCAUGUCUCAGGCCGUGGGGCGCGCUGCGAUUGCUGCGGGCAAGCCUGCCUCCAUUGUCCUCGUUGCCAGCAUGAGCGGCAGCAUCGUCAACUACCCCCAGGAGCAAUCCUGCUACAACGCGUCCAAGGCUGGUGUGAUCCAGCUUGGCCGCUCGCUUGCUGCUGAGUGGGCCAAAUACAACAUUCGUGUGAACUGCAUCUCCCCUGGCUACAUGGACACCGCCCUGAAUAAGGUGCCCGCGCUUGAUGCGCAGAAGAAGAUUUGGAAAGGCCUCACUCCACAGGAGCGCCUCGGCAACGUCGACGAGCUCAACGGCCUGUGUGUCUUCCUCGCCUCGGACGCCUCCAGCUUCAUGACUGGAGCCAACUGCGUCAUCGAUGGUGGAUACUCCCUCUACUAG
Molecule: messenger RNA, 1074 nt
Organism: Diaporthe batatas
Lineage: Eukaryota; Fungi; Ascomycota; Sordariomycetes; Diaporthales; Diaporthaceae
Exons: 3
Coding region: 1-1074 (357 amino acids)
Molecular function (GO): oxidoreductase activity, acting on the CH-OH group of donors, NAD or NADP as acceptor
Source: RefSeq, a predicted model, not a curated record